AUGCCAGCAGUUGCCGAACGCCCCCACGUCCUCGAAGCCUACGAGGCCUUUCUCGAAUCCUGCCCGGCGCCGCCGCACUUGGCUGAGCUGCGUCGCGAAGGUCGGCAAGAGUUCGAGCGCUUGGGCUUCCCCAGCACCCGUCAGGAAGAAUGGCUCAAUACCAACGUCGCGCCGAUCGCUCGUGCACAGUUCGUGCUGUCGGCAGGCGAUCUCCAGGGGCUGACCCGGGCCAAGUUGCGGCCCUUCUUGGUGCCGGACUGUAUCGAGCUGGUUUUCGUUGGUGGCCGGCUGUCAGACGAGCUCUCGAAUCUGGGCGAGCUGCCGUCGGGGGUCUUUGCAGGCAGCAUGGCUCGCGCUCUCGACGAGUGCCCCGAGCGGGUUCUCGAGCAUCUUGGUAGCCAAGUCGACCUGAGCAAGCAUCCAUUCGCGGCACUCAACACCGCCUUCCUGGCCGACGGCGCUUUCAUCGACGUGCCACGUGGCGUUGUCGUCGAACGGCCGAUCCACUGCUUGUUCGUUUCCGCCACCGGUGGAGAGGCGCUGGUCAGCUAUCCGCGUAAUCUGUUCGUAGCUGGCGAGCACAGCCAGGUGACCGUCAUCGAGACUUAUGGCGGUAUCACCGGUGAUCGCUACUUCACCUGUCCGGUUACCGAGAUCAUCUGUGGUCCGCGCUCGGUGGUGGACCACUACAAGCUCGAGCAGGAGUCCGUCGACGCCUUCCACGUCGCCUACCAGAAGGUCUAUCUCGAGCGGGAGGCCAACUUCUUCUCGCACUCGAUCUCCCACGGCGGCGCCCUGGUGCGCAACGACAUCCAGGCGAUGCUCGACGCCGAGGGCAUCGAGUGCACUCUGAAUGGCCUUUACCUGACCCGCGGCAAGCAGCACGUCGACAAUCAGAUGCGGGUCGACCACGCCAAGCCCAACUGCAAUAGCUACGAGCUCUACAAGGGCGUGCUCGAAGGGCAGUCGAAGGCGGUCUUCAACGGCCGCAUCUUCGUCCAUGAGGACGCCCAGAAGACUGACGCCAAGCAGUCGAACCGUAACCUGCUGCUGUCUGAAGGCGCGCUGGUGCAAUCUAAUCCGCAGCUCGAGAUCUUUGCCGACGACGUGCGCUGCACCCAUGGUUCGACCACCGGUGAGCUCGACGACGAAGCGGUCUUUUACCUGCGCUCGCGGGGCAUCAGCGAAGAAGCCGCCAAGAGCCUGUUGACCUAUGCCUUCGCCGCCGAAGUGCUCGGCGAGAUUCGCCUCGAGAGCAUCCGCCACGAUCUCGAAGAGUUCCUCUUCACUCGCCUACCCAAGGGCGACGUGGUGCGUCAGGCGGUUUGA
Nerophis lumbriciformis (worm pipefish) is the source of this 1329-nucleotide messenger RNA. Lineage: Eukaryota; Metazoa; Chordata; Actinopteri; Syngnathiformes; Syngnathidae. The record is from RefSeq and is a predicted model, not a curated record.